Striga hermonthica is the source of this 2694-nucleotide messenger RNA. The record is from the annotation of a GenBank genome assembly. Lineage: Eukaryota; Viridiplantae; Streptophyta; Magnoliopsida; Lamiales; Orobanchaceae.
AUGUUUUGGGUUCUCCUUUUAUUAUCCUUGUUGAGACCACUCGAUUCAAUCUCUUGCCCUGAAAUCGAAAAACAAUCACUUUUAACCUUCAAGCAAUCUCUUAAUGGAUCCUCAAACUUGUUGCCUUCUUGGGAUUCCAAAGUCGAUUGUUGCACUUGGGAAGAUGUUGUCUGCAGGGACGUAACUGGUCGUGUUCUUCGACUUGAUCUUAAACUUUAUUUUUUAGGUGGCAAAAUAAAUCCUUCUUUGCUCAACCUGAAGCAUUUGAAAUAUCUUGACUUGAGCUUUAACGACUUUCACGAAAAUAUCCCUCCCUUCAUCGGAUCACUCACUAGCCUCGAGUACUUGAAUUUAGAAGAUGCUGGAUUUUAUGGAAAGAUUCCACACAAUAUUGGGAAUCUUUCAAAUUUGCACUCUCUAAGUUUGGGUACUUCAAGACAACAGCUGGAUGCUGAUAGUCUUGAAUGGUUGUCGGGACUUCCAAAACUAGAGAACCUCAACAUGAAUGGUGUGAACCUCAGAAAAGCGACCAACUGGGCACAACAGGUGAUUUACAGCCUCCCUUCUUUAGUUGAUCUGCAAAUGAGUUCUUGUAGUCUUAAUCUGAUGGCUCCUCUGAAUGAUGUUAACAACAUCAGCCGUUAUAAUUUAGCCACUCUUGAUCUCUCCUACAAUUCCCUGUCGUAUGUCGUCAUCCCUCCGUGGAUAUUUCAACUCACCAACCUCCAAUACCUCUAUUUACUUGGAAAUGGACUUUCUGGAAAAAUAUCAAGGGUAAUUACAAACCUGUGCAAUAUUCGAACAUUAAGUAGUUCAUAUUCUAGUAAAUUGGGAGGAUCAUUUGGAAACAAUAUGUCAGAUUGUUUCUUAGGAGCUUUGAUAUCUUUAGAUUUGUCAUACAAUCAACUCUCCGGUAUAAUUCCAGAAGAAUUAGGGAACUUGCUUUCCCUUGAACAUUUAUACUUGGGUAAUAAUAAAUUGAGUGGGAACUUACCAGAAAGUAUUGGGAAACUUGUGAACUUGACAGCGCUUUCGAUAGAUAACAACAUGUUGGAAGGGAUUGUGACUGAAACCCACAUUGGCAAUCUCUCAAAUUUAAGAUUCUUACGAGCCGCUGGAAACCACUUGACUUUAAAAGUCGACCCCAAUUGGAUUCCACCAUUCAAACUAGAGACGCUUAAUCUAGUGUCUUGGGACUUGGGAUCUCAAUUCCCGUUAUGGCUUGAGACUCAGAAAGAGAGUAUCUCUGAACUUGAUUUAUCGUCUACUGGAAUCAAUGGAAAUGUUCCCAGCUGGUUAUGGAGUUUGAGAUAUCUCAACCUUUCGCAUAACCAACUCGACGGAAAGAUUUUAUCCAUUAGUAAUCGUCGCAACGAUGAUCGUGAUUUCUUCAAGUCUUUUGACUUGAGUUUCAACAGGUUUAGUGGUCCACUGCCUCAACUAAUGACAACUUCAUUCUUGGAACUCCAUCUCUCCAAUAACUCAUUUUCCGGAGGCUUGUCAGAAUUCGUUUGUACCACUCUGUCCAAUGUAGUGAUUAUAAAUUUGGAAGGAAAUCAUCUUUCUGGAGAGCUACCCGAAUGUUUUAUCAAAUGGCGAUCAUUGGCAGUGUUGAACUUAGCCAACAACAAACUGUCCGGAAGAAUACCAAAUUCCAUCCGAUUUCUUAACCAGUUAGCGUCUUUGAGUCUUCACGGCAACAAUUUCUCUGGCCACAUACCUUCUUCAUUGCAAAACUGCAUUGGACUAGUGAAGAUCGACUUUAGUGAUAACAAUCUUGGUGGAGACAUACCAAAAUGGAUUGACAAAAGAUUUUUCAAUCUUAGAUUUCUGAUUUUGCAGUCCAACAAUUUCAGUGGUGAAAUUAGUCCAUCCAUAUGUCAGCUCACUUCUCUUCAAAUCUUGGAUCUCUCUAAUAACAAACUGUCAGGGAAGCUACCCCAGUGGCUCAACAAUCUUACCACCAUGACCACUAAAAGGAUUUUGGAUAGGCCACAAUAUUCUGUACUUGAGGAAGGUUCUUUUCAGGAGAGCGCAUCAAUUUCAAUGAAGGGAAGAGAACUCAUAUACGAUGCCAAUCUCUUUUUGGUUAUCAGUAUUGACCUUUCUAUGAACAAUUUGUCUGGUGAUAUCCCAAGGGAGAUGUCAAGUCUGGUUGAACUCAGAACACUGAACCUGUCACGAAAUCAUUUAACAGGAUCCAUACCAGACAACAUUGGAAACAUGAAGGAACUCGAAUCUCUUGAUUUCUCCAUGAAUUCAAUCUCUGGAAACAUUCCAAGUAGCAUGUCAAUCAUGACUACUCUGAAUUACUUAAAUCUGUCGUAUAACCACUUGACUGGAAGGAUCCCAGAAAGCACCCAGAUUGGGAGCUUGAACGAGUCGAGCUUUAUUGGCAACAAUCUUUGUGGCUCUCCACUGAAAAUUUCAUGCAGAAGUGGUGGUAAUGCCUCUACCCCAACGAACGUAGAGAAUAAAGGCCAAGAAGUCAGUAUGCGAGAGGUUAAUUGGUUUUACGUAUUCCUAUCUUUAGGAUAUGCUGUUGGGAUUUCAGCUGUCCUCACUACAUUGUUUUUCAAAAACAAAUGGAGGGAAGCGUAUUAUGCAUUCCUUCAAAAAGUGUGGGACAGUUUGUAUGUUUAUUUUGUUGUCAAAUGGAGAAGGCUCAUGAGAGUGUUGGGUCGAAAUUCGUGA